AUGGUGUUCGCUGUAGUUCAUUCAAAGUAAUUUUGCUCAGGACGUUACGCUGCACGCUGUUAUGCUAUUUUUAUUUUUGUAAAAAAUUUAUUGUAAAGACCGUCUUGUCAGCAUGGACAACAGUUUUCGGAAAAGCUUUAAGCAGGACAUCCCUGCCGGCAAUAGCACUACAACAUCCGAUGACGACAUUAUUGCGCAUACGGACGACUGCGUUGCGGAUAUGUCGGAUAUAAUCGAAGAAAUGCGUGUGCUAAUGGACGAAUUGGACAAAGACGGCAUAGAAGCACUGUUAGACUUGGAACGCGAUGUCGAUCGUAUAGAAGAUGAGCCCAAGACAAUUGACCAUGUUAUGGAUUUGCGUGCAAAGUUUUUUAAACCAACACCAAGAGAAAUGAUAGACAGACGUAUUGCUCCGCUUCUCGCCAGAGCUCCAGAACCCACUAUCACAGAGAGGGAAACCACGGAAGACUAUGACGACUUUUGGGGUGAUAUUUUCGAUGGAAUUAGCGAUGAUGUUCCAUCAGAAAGAAACAGCCACUCAGAAUUGUCUGGAUGCAAUGGGCACCGUCCCCCGAUAAUAAAUCUUGAAGUACCACUUACUGAGGAUCCUAUCGGUAACUCUGCUCGAUCUAAUGCACCAGAGCAAUUCGACGAUCUCAACACAACCACGGGUGUCACCACAACAGGUGUCACUACAACUGGUGGCACUACAACCAGUCAAUAAUUAUCCGGCAUACUCUGAAUCUAUUAACAAAAAUAUUUCGUGUUAGAAACGCAAUGACUUGUGUAUUUUGGUUAUGUUUACGUGAUUUUUAAUAAAUAAAAGAUUUUCUAACCUUCACAAACGGCAA
This is a messenger RNA of Bradysia coprophila, 851 nucleotides long. RefSeq lists its product as uncharacterized. Lineage: Eukaryota; Metazoa; Arthropoda; Insecta; Diptera; Sciaridae. The record is from RefSeq and is a predicted model, not a curated record.